Molecule: messenger RNA, 823 nt
Organism: Triticum aestivum (bread wheat)
Lineage: Eukaryota; Viridiplantae; Streptophyta; Magnoliopsida; Poales; Poaceae
Exons: 2
Coding region: 164-643 (159 amino acids)
Source: RefSeq, a predicted model, not a curated record
CUGUUUGCAUGCGAGCAUUCGUGGAAAUGCCAUUGAAUCAAAGCUAGGGGUGGUGGGUGGGGGAGUUCAUCCUUUUCCAUGACGAUGCUUCUACUUCUGUACCAGUGUACCGCACCCACCCUAUCGUUGGAAACAGACCCCCGGCCCCUCGCACGGCGCGCGCAUGGCGGUAGGCAGGAUGCUGGAGCUCCUCGUCUUCUUCUCCACGGCCGGCAGCUUGCUUCUCGACUUGGCGGCGGUGUUCCUCUGUAUCCUGGCCGGCCCAUACUACCCGACGUUUAGGCUGCCCAACCAGUUGAUGUGGUGGACUUCCUUCUGCGGUGCCGUCCCGUGGGGUGCCGUGCUGCUGAUGUUACAGGCCAACUGCUGGUGUCACGGCUGGGAGGCCACCAACGUCGACCUCCUGGUCCUGAGCGCCGUGGAGUGGGUCGUCGCGUGUUCCACCUUCGGCUCGGCGUGUGCGGCCCUCGCCGUCGACCAGCUCGCCAUCCAGCACAGCUACUGCGGCCCGAGGGACGCCGUGUGCUCAAUGUACCUUGUGGCCGCCGCGAUCUCAUGCGCCGCCGGGGCUCUCGCCGCCGCGUCGGCCUUGGGGAUGCUCUGGAUCCUCGCCUCCCGGUUCCGCCCAGUUCACGCGGCCUAGUCAGGCUCAGCUCACGUAGUGACAUGCCGCGUGCUCUUGUUAGAGCCCAGGGAAGCACUAGCUAGUGUCGUGGUUAGAGAUUUAGUACGUACUCCCUCUGCUUGCUGAUUUCUUUCGAAUCAGUUACGUGGCUUGUAGAAUUGGUGUUCAAUUACAAAAUGAAACUGGUAGGGUGAUUCC